Molecule: messenger RNA, 11929 nt
Organism: Corythoichthys intestinalis (scribbled pipefish)
Lineage: Eukaryota; Metazoa; Chordata; Actinopteri; Syngnathiformes; Syngnathidae
Gene: far1
Product: fatty acyl CoA reductase 1
Exons: 13
Coding region: 149-1732 (527 amino acids)
Biological process (GO): long-chain fatty-acyl-CoA metabolic process
Cellular component (GO): peroxisome
Molecular function (GO): alcohol-forming very long-chain fatty acyl-CoA reductase (NADP+) activity
Source: RefSeq, a predicted model, not a curated record
CGUCACAGUCGUCCGCCCUACGACCGCUUCCUCGUGAGCGUCCACUCUGUUGAAUUUAGCGCUACCGCCUGCUUCCCUAACGAGAACGCUGUGCAACAGGCUAACAAGUUAGGAAGCCGAGAAACAUCGACAUUUGGGAGGAGUGGUGAUGAAGGGUUCAGCAAACACAUUUGCAGACAUGAUGAACAUACCAGAAUACUAUGCAGGGAAAAAUGUGCUGAUUACUGGAGCAACUGGCUUCAUGGGAAAGGUAAUGCUGGAGAAGCUUCUCAGGUCAUGCCCAGGAGUUAAUGCUGUCUAUGUAAUGGUCAGGUCAAAAGCUGGCCAGAGCCCACAGGCCCGUAUUACUGACAUGAUUAGCAGCAAGUUGUUCGAUAGGUUACGAGAUGAACAGCCUUGUUUUGCGGAGAAGAUUAUUGCAGUGAGCAGUGACCUCACAAAGCCAGAAUUGGAUAUGAGUAAGGAGAAUCAAAGGUUACUAGCUGACGUCAUCGACAUCGUCUUCCACUGUGCCGCCACCAUCCGCUUCAAUGAGCCACUGAAAGAUGCAAUGCAGUUGAAUGUCUUGGCUACCCAGAAGAUGCUCGCACUUGCCCAUAAAAUGAAGCAUCUGGACAUCUUCAUCCAUGUAUCCACAGCCUAUGCCAACUGUGAUCGAGAGCUGAUUGAGGAAAUGGUCUAUCCUCCCCCAGUAGAGUAUGUCAAACUCAUUGAUGCUCUUGAUUGGAUGGAUGAUGAACUUGUGUCUGCACUGACGCCCAAGCUGAUUGGUCAGAGACCAAACACCUACACCUUCACAAAAGCAUUGGCUGAGUAUCUGGUGCAGCAGGAAGCCGGGGACCUCAAUGUUGCUAUUGUCAGGCCCUCCAUAGUUGGUGCCAGCUGGAAAGAACCUUUUCCCGGUUGGAUUGAUAAUUUCAAUGGACCAAGUGGAAUAUUUAUCGCAGCAGGUAAAGGGAUCCUUCGCACAAUGAGAGCAUCUAAUGACGCAGUAGCUGACUUGGUGCCAGUAGAUGUAGUCAUCAAUACCACACUGGCUGCAGCCUGGUACUCUGCAUCCCAAAAACUGAACAGGCCCAAAUCCAUACCUGUUUACAACUGCACAACUGGUGGCAUCAAUCCAUUUCGCUGGGGAGAAGUUGAGAACUGUAUAAACAUGACCUUCAAGACCAAUCCUUUAGAGCAGGCCUUCAGAAGGCCUAAUGUCAAUCUCCGCUCCAACCCCUUUACUAAUCAGUACUGGACAAUUGUCAGCCACACGCUGCCUGCUCUUCUCUAUGACUUCUAUCUCGGGCUGAAAGGCGAAAAGCCUCGGAUGAUGAAGACAAUCACUCGCCUUCAUAAAGCCAUGAUGGUGCUGGAAUAUUUCACCAGUCACUCUUGGGUGUGGAGCACCGACAACGUAGCCAUGUUGAUGGCCCACAUGAGCCCUGAAGAUAAAAAGGUGUUUAAUUUUGACGUGCGUCAGCUGAACUGGGCAGAGUACAUGGAAAAUUACUGCAUGGGCACGAAAAAAUAUGUCCUCAAUGAAGAGCUGUCAGGCCUGCCUGCUGCACGCAAGCACCUGAACAAAUUGAGGAAUAUCCGCUACACGUUCAACACCAUCCUAGUGGUGCUCAUCUGGCGGGUUUUCAUUGCCCGAUCUCAGAUGGCUAGAAACAUCUGGUACUUUGUAGUGAGCCUCUGCUUUAAGUUUCUCUCCUACUUCCGAGCAUCUUCCACCAUGAAGUAAUGAAUCUCAGUAGAGGAAGGCAAGUUGGGGUGACACAGAAACAUAGAAAAUACUGGCAGUGGGUGUUCAAGAAAAUAUACAAAUUUGUUCCAUUGGUCUUGUUCGUCCUAUAGACAUUAUAAACUAGUGGAGCCUUUAAAGCAGGUGUUUUAAUCACAGAGUGCAGAUAGAGUACAAGUUUUAUAUUCUGAUGCUAUUUUUGUGCUAUUUUGUGGUCGAGUGUGAGAUCUUUACCAACCUCCCCCUGUUGUACAUGUUUCUGUGUACUUGCUGGCUGCCGACCAAACACGAAAAACACUGCUGGCUUGAGUCUGUCCUAGUACACCUCCUUUUCUCCUUGAAACUUUGUCCUUCCAAUUGAGCGUGCGCGCGCUGUAUAUGUGUUGACAUUGUGUAUACUUGAAUACAGUACAUAUGAUAUUUGAAGUGUAUACAAAUACAGUAUAUACUGUAGUAUCCAUGUGUUUGCAGAUAUACAUUUACAGUACGUUCAGUAUACAGAUGUAUUUUGAUAAAGUAUACAUAUCACUAUAUUGGCAAAAGUAUUUGCUCACCUGCAUUGACUCUCAUAUGAACUUAAGUGACAUCCCAUUCCUAACCCAUAGGGUUCAAUAUGAUGUCGGUCCACCUUUUGCAGCUAUUUUAGCUUCAACUCUCCUGGGAAGGCUGUCCACUAGGUUUACGAGUGUGUCUAUGGGAAUUUUUGACCAUUCUUUUAUGAGCUCAUUGGUGAGGUCAAACACUGAUGUUGGUCGAGAAGCCCUGGCUCCGUCUCUGCUCUAAUUCAUCCCAAAGCUGUUCUAUCGGGUUCAGAUCAGGACUCUGCAGGCCAGUCCACACCAGACUAUGUCAUCCAUGUCUUUAUGGACUUUGCUUUGUGCACUGGUGCACAGUCAUGAAGAGGAAGGUACCCACUCCAAACCGUUCCCACAAGUUUGGAGCAUGGAAUUGUACAAAAUGUUUUGGUAUCCUGAAGCAUUCAAAGUUCCUUUCACUGAAAUUUAGGGGCUUAGCCCAACUCCUGGGGAAAAACAACCCCACACCAUAAUUCCUCCUCCACCCAAUUUCACACUUUGCAGGAUGCAGUCAAAAAUGUACCGAAUUCCUGGCAACCUCCAAACCGAGACUCACCCGUCAGAUUGCAAUUAACUGUGCAAAAAGUCAGCAACCUUUUUGCACUAUGCGCUUCAGCAUCCGCUGACCCCUCUCUGUUGGGGUACUUGGCCUACUAGUUUGUGACGGCGUUGCUGUUGUUCCCAAACUCUUCCAUUUUCUUAUAAUAAAGCUGACAGUUGACUGCGGAAUAUUUAGGAGCAAAGAAAUUUCACAACAGGAAUUGUUGCACAGGUGGCAUCCUCUGACAGUUCCAUGCUGGAAUUCAGUAAGCUCCCGAGAGCGACCCAUUCUUUCAACAAAAAAAAAAAAAUCUCAAAACAGUCUGCAUUCCUAGGAGCUUGAUUUUAAGUGAUUAGGAUACCUGAUUCUGCUCAUUUGGAUGGGUGAGCAAAUACUUUUGGUAAUAUAGUGUAGGUUCUGUACAUACAGAACACAUGUAUAUUUUUAUACACGCACACACAUAUUGACUUGAAAUACUUUAAAGGGAACUGUAGUAAAAUGGCAUGUUGGUUAUAUUUAUAUUAAUGUUAAUAACUCAUCUUUAUAACCUUUUAAAAUUCAUAGUUUAUUAUUAAAAACUUUAUUACACGCACGUCGCCAUUGUUGUUUACUUCGCAGUGUGGUGACAUAAAACGGUGUGGUGGGCUGUCGCGAUGAGCUCUCAACUAUUCAGGCUUGACAGUUAUGACAGUCAACGCAAAAUGGGAAAAAAGAUGACGUACCAAGACAAAAGUAAAAUUCGAACUAAAAAUGUGGACAACAUGCAGGGAGGAAUCUUUAGUUGGUCACAUUCGAUGUUGUGUUUGUGGUAAAUUUUCACUGAUGCCAACCUAGACGUAAAUGCUCCAAAAGGGCCGUAUCGAGCAGCCCCGUGGGUUGGCGCCAGUCAGCCAGUCUCUCAGAACUCCACUUUUUGGCUCAAAACGAAAUUACGGGCGUUUUUGGGAGAAAAUACUUUUGGGAAUCUCCACUUACUACUGAAGAAAUACGCUCCUCAGUGUCGAUUUUAGAAUUUUACACAUCGAAGUGUCAUCUGGAGCAUAGUUUAGUACAGUACGUGCUCAAUUCAAGAGCACGUACUGUCUAAUAUGACUAAUAAAGAUAACACAACAAGCACGUAACAUGGCACAAGACGAAGACAUUGAUGAACUGACAGCUAUGUGUGCGGCACUUUAGAAUAGAACAGAAUUAACGUGUCAGCAAAAUAUCAUUUCUCCCUAGUGCAGGGGUGAGCAAACUGUUCCACAAAGGGCCGCAAUGGGUGCGGGAUUUUGUUCCAACUCAUCAAGUGGACACCCUUUUCACAAAUCUAGUGUAUUACAAGUACAAUCAGUUGAUUGCAGUCAGGUGCUUCUUGUUUCCACAGAAACUUAAUUGCUCGAACUGUCUGUGCUGGAUCGGUUGGAACAAAGACCGUGACCCACUGCCCUCUUGAGGAACUUUUUGCUCAGCCCUGCUCUAGUUAGGGACAUAUUUUCUAGUGCGUAACCAGUUUACAUCAGCACAUUGCGAUGUAAACAAUAAUGGCGACUUACAAUGAAAUAGUUUUUAAUAUUAUAUUAAGCAGCAAAUUAUUUUAUAGCUUGUAUGUUAUAAAUGAGUUACUAACAUGUAAAUAAACCAUACGAACCAUUUUUACUCAGGGUUCCCUGUAAGAUCUGGCCAACAAAGUAGAAAAUGUAUUCAUGUCUACAACUGCUGACAAUACAUACGUGUUAUGGAGUUCUUCUGAAUGGCCUUGAAAUUAUCCCAUUUCCACUUUCAACCUCUCGUGGCCAAAUGUAGCUCCCCGUCUAUUUGUUACUUGUUGCAAUGCAAGUUAGAUCAUGUGGAAUGUAGAGUAGUUACCAGUGCCUAUUGUUCCAAAGCAACACUAGAUAACAUUUCAGUUUUGGUCGAUUUUAGUGGACAAAAGCGGUAGUGUUUUGCCUUACAGCGGAAGGUCAGAAUUUUCACAUUAAACAUUAGAGUUAAUCUUCGAGUCAGCGGGUGUUAAAUUAGUCGAUUUCAACAAAUUCCGUGCAGUUUGUUUGUUAUUUUUUAAAUUUCAGGGCUCCGGAGUGGCUAAGGUAGCGCGAGCCAAUGGUCCCUUCCUUUCCUAGCAUGCCAAUAAAAAAUGAUACGAACAGAUCUAACUUGGUCAACUAGAUUCAAAAUGCAGAUCGUUCUUCAAAAUACCUUUGCGAGCAAAACAAUGUCACACCAAACUAUUUUUUUAUUAUUACUAUUUUUUUUAGAUGCGUAAUGCGACCACAAUAGAGAGAAGGGCUUCGGCCACUCGUGCUCAUGCUGUGUUCGAGGAAAAUGGGAAGUCUGACUUAUCCAACACGGAUGGUACAAGUCUCGACCUUAAAGCGUUCCAAGCGUUUUUUUGGCCAUCAAAAGACAUGUUGACCUCCAGCAAACAUGGCUUCUCGUGGUAGUGGAGGAAAAAACGACGGCGUAGGUAAAUAGACCAUUUUGUAAACUGCCUUCUUUAGUUUUACUAUUGACGGUCUGCUUUUCAACGGGCAGCGCAUUUUGUCGAGUGACAUCUGAUUAAAGCAACUCGUGAAGUUGGGUUACUCUUUUUUUUUUUUUUUUUUUUUUUUUUUUCUCUCUGACUUCGUGACUAGGGCCCCCAGUGCGAAUGAUGUUCAGUGAUAUUUAUCCUGGUCGGAGGUCGGGAAAACUCAGAUUUCCCACCUUCCUCAAUCUACAAUCAAUCAGUCUACAGAGUCUUGACUAAAGAACGGCAACAUAGUGAAAUGUGCAUUUAGAGGCAGUGGAAACAGAAGAAAUGGGCAAAUGAGUUUCCACAAAUUCCCUAUGAAGAACAAGGAACAAUACAAACUGUAAAUACUUGCUGCUUGCUACAAAAUAAACACACAGGUAGAAAAAAUAUAUCACUCCACUCUGCAGCCUGUUACUUACAGAGCUACUGAAUUACAAAUGUUGCUGUUCAUACUGCAGUUGUUGACAUGCAAUGGUAAGUUUUAAUAACUGCCUGAAAACAGCCAACACUAUUGACUGCAUGGGUCAUCACUAGGGGUGCAACGGUUCAGUUUACCCAGGGUUCGGUUUGAACCUCGGUUAUGGGAUCACGGUUUCUGUUCGGUCUCGGUUUGCUUUUUUUUUUUUUUUUUUUUUUUUAAACUGCCUUUAUUUUGCUUUUAAGAAAAUGAAAUAAACACUUAAAAUGUAAACAUUUUCGACUGUUAAAAUGCCUCUUAGCUCUUUGGCGAGUUUAGUGACUGACUACUGAAAUACACACACAGUAGUAAAAAAGUUACUUGGCAAAGUAACUGAUGUUACCUUUCUUUUUUUUUUUUUCGUUUAAAAAAAAAAAAAAAAACAUAGUAACCUUUGCUAUGUUUGGAGGUCAUUUAAUGUUCUGAAUCAACCGUUAAAGUUGAUAAAAUUGAUCCCGUUGUUGCAUUAGUUCCCUUCUGUCUAGUUUCAACAUGUGAAAAUUUGAAAACUGUUUCAUCAUUUAAAGAUAGACUCAAAUCAAGAUUUUGCCGAUUUAGGAGUAUUUUAGAUAAAAAGUUACUUAGGUUCACUAGGAAGGUUCACUACAACAGAGCCUUUCUGAGAAGUUUACUGCUCUAAAAUGGCAGCUGUUUACUAACGCUACCGAGUCUGUCAUUUCGCAUGUAGUUCUAUAUGCAUGAGAUAUCUAGGCGUAGGUUGUAGGCUGUCUGCUACAGUCAGGAAAUAUUGGAGCCACAUAGCCUAGCAUCGCGUUUACUACAGCGUCACAACAAACACUCUUCCCUCUCCAUGUCUCUGACUUUUCUAGCGUCAUUCAACCAACGUAUUAACAAACGGAGGGAAAAAAACGUAAUGCACGAAAAACGUACAGAUUUUGAACGUAACGUACGGCGUACACAUUUAAAAAUCAGUGCUCACUUGUACAAAUUACGCCGAGACAUUACAACUUGACAGGUAUGAAUUAUAGUGGACCGUCACAGUUAGUUAGUAGCACUCUGUAGCACGGAACGUCCAACUAUCAGUGGUCACUAGGGAUGUCCCGAUCCAGGUUUUUGCACUUCAGAUCCGGUACCGAUAUUGUUUUGCACUUCCGAUCCGAUACCGAUACUGGCCGAUACCGACCUAUCUGAGCAUGUGUUAAAGUUUAAAGUUAUUUAGCCUCCUUACUUAGUUGUCAGACUGAUGUUGAAAAAGGUUUUAGUACUCUUGAUAACAACUAGCCAGCUGAAUUAGCUGAGUUUGAAUAACACACAACGGUUGGUAACAAGAAACUGACCUGUUUAUUCAGUGACAAACACAAAACAUUUUAAAUAACAAACAGAAAUGGCAUAGUCAGUCAGUAAAACGUGCAAAUAAUAUUGUAAACGGUCUUAAAAAAGCAAAACACACCAACAACCUCAGUGGAAAAUCCCACAAAUCCCCCAAGCUAUUAGAUGCUUUUAGUGUUUCGUGCAUUAGUUACAAAAAUUGUUAAAAAAAAGCCUCUCAGGUUUAAACGACUAUUUCAGUAUCAAUUUAACAUUUUAAAAAAGUAAAUAAAAUACUAAGUCCCCAUUCUGUAUCAGUAGCUUUAAACUACAUUCAAUUCAUUUAAUUUUGCGAAUCAACUGUUAAAGUUGUUAAAAUUGCUCCCGAUAUUCCAUAAUUUCCCUUCUGUCUACUUUCGACAUGUGAAAGUUUUAAAACUGUUUUGAAGAUAGAUUCAAGUCAAGAUUUUGCCGAUUUAGGAGUAUUUUAGAUAAAAAGUUAGGUUCGCUUGGAAGGUUCACAACAGCCUACUAGGGAAGUCUCCUGCUUUAAGAUGGCGGCUGUUUACUAACGCAUCAAGUUUCCAUACUUCAAUGUUGCGAACGCCGUCGAGUCUGUCAUCAUGCAUCUAGUUCUAUAUACAUAUAAUAUCUAUUAUCUACAGUAAAACGAUGUUCACGUAGUUUGUAGCGACUGUCCGCAGCACUCAGAUAUUGUUGUGUUUUUUAUCCAGAGGCAUGAGUUGAGCUAAAGCCGUGAGUCGAGCAUUGGCAUUACCCGGGUCUAAGACAAGUUAUGUAUACUUUCGGGACGCAAUGCGGUCAGUUUCUCAUUGCGUCCCGCUUUACUUGACAUAUUUCAAUAAUCGGAAUUUGGAUGUUUGUGAUUCGUUCUCGAAUCUUCCACGGCCGAAUCACGUGUUGGAUGGUGCAUCUUUACUCACGUGAGAUAAUGGCUUGUCAUCCAGAAUGAAUUCUUCGGCAAUGACUCCUGCUAUUCCCUGGGCUUUGGGACUGUCGAGUGCCAGUUUGUCACGCAUAGCAAAAGUUUCUGCCAGUGUUAGUUGCGUAGGACCUUUCUUUUUGUCUUCGGUUUUCUUAAAAUACGCCUCAUAUUGUUUGUGGUGGUGUUUCGCUAAAUGCUUGAUUAGGUUGAUUGUAUUAAAACUUCUUACAGCUUUACCACUACGCUUGACUUUAUUGUGGCAUAUGUUGCCCUCUGCUUCUUCGUCUUUGUCGUCCUUUAAAGUGAAAUGAUCCCACACAGCUGACAUUUUUACCGAUAAAGUCUCUCGGUAAAUUGGGAGACGGUAAUGUAAAUGUAGUGUGUUGAAGGUGUGCCGUAAAAUGCAGACGGGAUUUUAGGCAAACCUAAGCAAAAACUAGAAUGAAUUAUGUAAAUCGUUGCGCUGGAAAACCCGGACUUUAAAAAAACUGGAUCGGAAGUCGGGAUCUGAAUUUUUCUGUAUUGGCUGAUCCGAUACCGAUGCGCAUUUUUUUGCCCAUAUCGGCGUCCGAUCCGAUCCAGAUAUCGGAUCGGGACAUCUCUAGUGGUCACGGCGAAACUAUGUGCUUUAGCGAAGUCAUCUUCGAUGGCUUUGCGUGCCAUUUCAUAAAUGUCGGGGAAUACAUUGUUGAAGAAAUAUGUCCGCGAGGGAACAAUGUAACGCGGGUCAAGCAAAUAAAUUAACGAAGCCCGCCGUGUGUUUUCACUGGUGUCAUCUCUGGGGUUGUCCUGGGGGUUGAGAAAGUGAUAUCUGUGGGUGAUGCCGGCUGAGAUGCCGGAGUCAUGUUAUAAGUGUUGCCAUUAGCAUAGGGAACCAGCGCUGAGCAAUGCUAGCAAAUUUUUUUUUUUUUCCAAUAUUUUCUCUCCCUCCGCAUUGUAGUCCACGGGGAAACCGGGGAAAUGUUGCUACACCGCAGAUUUGAAAGAAGCCAGUGCUUCCUCAAAAUUCGGUCUCUCGACUCCUCCGCUUGCCAUAGCUUUUUGUUUUCUUUCUUGUUUCACUUCGCUCGUAAGUGAGAGAGGGCGUUACUCGGCUUCUAUUACACAGGUGCUUGACAGCGUUCGGACAUUUACUUGUGGCGGGGCGGGAAUUUCUCUACAGCUGUGCUUCACGUCAUACAGAGGCACACAGAGCUCGACCAAUUUAUUCCACAAGCGUUCGGAAUAAAUUAAUUGCAAAACCGAAAAGGUGCGGUUCAUAAAGGCGUAUUGAACCGUACAAGGCGAACCGUAUGGUUCGACUUUGAACCGCAAACCGUUGCACUGCUAGUCAUCAUUCAGUGAUUUUCAUGCGUGCAUAUUUUGUUUUUUAUUGGCAUGCUAGGAUGGGCUCAUUGAAUCGCGCUAGCUUAGCCACUCCGGAGCCCUGAAAAUAAUAACUAACUGCACGGAAUUUGUUGAAAUCAACUCCACCGACUAAUUAAACCCCUGUGAACUUGAAGAUUAAGCCUAAUGUCAAAAAUUCUGAUGGAAUCAUGAUCUCCUGAUUGCCUGCAUAUCGAUUAAACGAUAUUUCUGUUUCUAGCGUCGGUGAGAAGGAUGAAUAGUAAUGAUGUAAUGAAUCCAGUUGUGUCUAAACAAUAGCAUACGAUGAUGUUGAUAGUAAGAAACGUUUGAUUUUGUACCUUAUUCCCUAGAGGUGUGCAUCGGCACUGCCCUCACGAUUCGAUUCGAUUACGAUUCGGAGGGCCACGAUUCGAUUCGAUUCGAUUCAGAGGGCCACGAUUCGAUUCGGUUCGAUUCGGCAAUGCAUCACGAUGCAUUAAAGCCUGGGAUGCAUUAAAAUGCUAAAGCAAAGCAUAUUUUUCGUGAAUAAUGAGGCAACACAAGCGGUCAGACAUUAAACAACUUUUUAUAGGCUCUUGUGUCAUUACUGGUUGUAGUCAAAUGAAAAUAGUAAUGUAUAUAAAAAUAAAAAUAAAACAUCACAGCAUUUAAUUAGUGCAUUGAAUGAGACCAGGGCUUGUAUUUUUUUUUUUUUUUUUUUUUUUUUUAACACACAGUAGCAGCCUUUCAUUUUUUACACACCGCAUAAGUUUGGUCAAGUUUCCCACCAACCUCAUAGAAGCCAAAAUGUCUCCAUAUGCCUGCUUUCAAUGUCUUUGGUGCGUCAAUAAUCUUUCGCGCUCCCUCUUUCUCCGCUUCAGCCAUUGUUGUUAUGUCUUAUCUCUCUGCUUUCUCAAUUGCCACUGCGCAAUUGCGCAUGUCUGUGACGUUACUCCCGUGAGGAAGCAGAUUUGGGUUCCUCGUCCCCCCUGCAUUGCUUGUACAGUAGCUCCCUCUACAGGUAAACAUGAGAAUAAUAACACAAAUGGGGAAACCAAAUCCACUGCAUCACCGGAAGAUUUUUGAACGGACUUAUAUAUUUUAAUAUGUGCUGAAUCGAUUCGGCUUGUUGCCCGCAUCGAAUCGCAUCGUCCAUGGCCCGCAUCGGGCUGCAUCGCCGCAUCGAUUAUUGUUGACACCAGUAUUAUUCCCCCACCGGCCGGUUAUGAAUUUUUUUUAUAAAGUUUUAAAAGUUACCCAGUGUUCCCAUCUGCAGGUGACUGGGAGAUCAUGAUUUUACGAUACUGUGCGCUGGUCCUCAUGGGAAAUGCAGCUUUGCUUGAGGCAAAACAGUACCGCGUUUGUCCACCUGCAUUGCUAAAAUUAACCAAAGUUGAAAAGUUACCUAGUGUUACUUUAACAAAGCAAUUAAAAAAAAAACCAAAAAAAACUUUUUGUUGUUGCUGCCAAAUCCAGUUACUAAUUUGAAUGAGUGUUUGUGUAGCAUUUGUUUAGCUAAUGUUAUGAAAGCUUCAAGCUCAUUGUUAAUUAUGUUAAGGAUGCAUUUGCCUCCCUAAGGGUACUGUAACCAAACCAAACUUUUUUAUAUCUCCUCUUUUACUUUGUUAGUUUUUACCGAAGGGUUCAUUCACACUUCCCAUGUAUGUCUGUGUGCAGUGUGUUUUCCUAGAAACACUACAAUGUUUGAAGAAUCUGGGUGUGACCUUGCUGAUGUUUGCUCAUGUUUGUACUUGUCUUCUCAAUGGUGACAUCUUUCUCAUGGUCGUGUGUUGUACCUAUGAAUGUCUUGUUCUCAUUUUUAAAGCUCUCACUUUCACACGUUUGUGUUUAGUGCCUACAUAUUUGCAACAAUGUGAAAAUAGAGGAAAAUUAUGUUUUCAAACUAUUUUGUGAAAAGCUCUAUUUAGGUAGAUUUCUAACUCAAAUGUAUUUUUGUAAUUUCUAUUGUCAGGAUAUUUUACCAACUCAAAGCCUACUAAUUAAUGAUAUCUGCUUUAAAUCAUUUAACCUAGGGGGGUGGGUGAUUUUUUUUUUUUUUUUAAACAGUAAAUGAAUGAGGUAGUCUAACAUUCUGUUAGUUCCAGUCUGUGAAUACCUGUUAUUUUAAGUGAAGUUUUAAGCAGCCGUGUAUAAUCAGGGGAAAAUGAUAAAUGAAUGCCAUUGAGAGGCUUUGUCUGCAUGAAUACGUGCAAGUAGGCCAGUGUUGUAUUGUUUUAGUGUGUUUUGUGAAAACAAGAAUUUCUACUGUUUGUGUUUGGUGGUGUACUUAAGCGAAACCGAUAAACUGAGUCAUGCCAACAAAUUGUUAAUUGGCAUUCAUUUCUCAAGUAACCAAAGCGUCAUAUUAUUGACGCUGAAAUUAAUUGAGUUUAAUCUAAAUAUGACGAAAAAAAUAAUCCGAAAGGUCCAAAUUGUAAGUGUGUUAGUACAGCUAUCUUCUUUUAAAUGUUGAAAUGUAUUGCUUAAAUUUCAAGAUGACAAUCCAAAAUGUCUAAAAUUAGAAAUUGACACAUUGUUUUUUAUUUGGAAUCCCAUCCCAGAUAGGUUUGCUAAAUGUUAAAAAAUGUU